Molecule: messenger RNA, 2631 nt
Organism: Penicillium oxalicum
Lineage: Eukaryota; Fungi; Ascomycota; Eurotiomycetes; Eurotiales; Aspergillaceae
Exons: 3
Coding region: 1-2631 (876 amino acids)
Biological process (GO): DNA damage checkpoint signaling; DNA repair; mitotic DNA replication checkpoint signaling
Molecular function (GO): chromatin binding
Source: RefSeq, a predicted model, not a curated record
AUGGACGGUCGUCCAACCAAAAGACAGCGUCGCUCAGUUCAUCCAGAACGGACUCUAUCACGAUCAUCAAAAUCAGACUCCCCGCCCAUUGACAUCCCUUCGUCCUCUCCCUCUUCCUCCUCCUCCGCCGCAGUCCUCGCGUUAACUUCGCGUCCCAAAGCAAACCCCAAAUCGAAGAAUCCUAAGACACGCGCCGUCCCCCGAGCUCCAUCAUCCUCAGUCUCGCCGCAAAAGGCAAAACCACAACUCAAACAAACCUCCUUAUCACCAAACACCAAAUCGCAAUCGAAAUCAAAAUCGCUUCAUACUUUCUUUCAGCCCGCUACCGAGGCGCAACGAUGGUCGGCGCAAAAGUUCGAACCCAGGCGUCCAUUGGCUGCCUCGUCAGAUCUGACAUUUGACGCGGAUAUCAUUGAGGAUGAUUAUGACUCUUACGAUGAGAUCUUCUCGCAGCAUUUGCACGUUGGUGGUGGCAGUGAUAGUGGUGGUGGUAAUGGCGGGCGAGGAAUGACAAAAACGAACAAAGGAACAGAGACUAUGGUUCAGAUUGAAUCUCCUGUCGUGCAUGGAGCUGGAGGUGGGAAGUCACGGCGUCCGAUGUUGAAGAAACCUACGACGACAACAAAGACAUUGCAUUCUUCGACCCGGGCAAGAUCACGUACUUCGAAACGGUUCUUGAUGCCGACAGAGGAUGUGACGGGAAAUGAAGGAGGAGGAUCAAGACAAAGAUCUGUGUCUUUUCCUGCUUCAGGCACUCUUUCGACUGCGGAGCAAGAGGAUGUGGAUUCACGACCUUGGGCACAACGAUAUGCGCCAGCUAAUUUGGAUGAGGUUGCCGUUCAUAAACGAAAGGUCUCAGAUGUGCAGAGGUGGCUGGAAGAUGUAUUUGCGGGGAGACGGAGAGAGAGGUUACUGGUUCUUCGAGGCCCUGCUGGCAGUGGCAAGACGACUACGAUUACCCUUCUUUCCAAGGCUCUCGGAUUCGAUCUAAUCGAGUGGCGCAAUCCUUCGGUAUCCGAUGCUCCUGAACAAGAGUUCGUCUCGGGCGAUCGGGAUGCGAAGCCUCGAAGUCAGCGGGUCCUCUUGGUUGAAGAGUUUCCGACAGUUCUCAGUCGAAACUCCUCAAGUUUGGCGGCGUUUCGUUCGUCGCUCCAGCGUUACCUUGCUGCUUCGACAGAACAUACUUCUCUCGGUGGCUGGAUGCACCCUCCGAUUGUGAUGAUUGUCUCGGAGACGAUGCUCAGUUCCGCGUCGUCCAUAUCAGACAACAUGACAGUCCAUCGCUUGCUGGGACCGACACUGUAUAAUCACCCCGGAACCUCCAUCCUCGAUUUUAAUGUGAUAGCUCCCACAUUUAUGCAGAAAGCGCUCCGACUGGUACUCGAAAAAGAGUCGUCUACGUCUCAGCGCUCUCGUGUCCCCGGAUCUGCAGUGUUGGAAAAGAUUGCGCAAAUAGGCGACAUCCGCAGUGCGCUUUCUGCCCUCGAGUUUCUCUGUCUGAAGGACGACAAGAUCGGGAAAUGGAGUGGAACUUUGACGAAAUCAAAAAAGUCUCGCAGCGGAUCAGGCCUCACGCCGAUGGAGCAAGAAUCUCUCGAACUCAUCUCGCAGCGGGAAGCCAGUCUAGGAAUGUUUCAUGCAGUGGGCAAAAUUGUGUAUAAUAAACGCCUGGAUCCGAGUCUGCUGCCCCCGGAUAUCCUCGCUGUCCCAUCGCCCCCAGAUCAUCUUUCUCACCACCGCCGAGUCAAGGUCUCAGAGGUUCCAGUCAAUGACCUCCUUGAUGAUACGGGUACUGAUGUGUCCACUUUUACUUCUGCUCUGCACGAAAACUACCCGCCCUCUUGCCACGGGCACUUCUUUACGGAUAGCCUGAACGCCUGCAUCGAAGCACUUUCCGACUCUGAUAUCCUCAGCGCCGACAGGAGACCGUUCCACGGGUCUCGCACCGGCGUGGGAGUCGGAGCAACCCCCUUUAAUUCAGGCGUGGACAUGUUUCGACAAGAUGAGAUCAGUUUCCAUGUUGCGUCCCGUGGUGUCCUUUUUGGCCUCCCGUAUCCCGUCAAUAGAAAAGUCACCUCAAUCAACGGACGCAAACCCUCCAGGGUUGCACAUCAGAUGCUCUAUCCUGCUUCCCUGCGUCUGUGGAGACGAUCAGAGGAGAUAGAAGGGCUAAUCGAUUCAUGCCUCCGGCAAAUGCUUGACCCUGCCAGCAACUCUCCGAGGCUGGAUCGUGGUAAUACUGAGUCUGCAGGUGUCAAGUCCUGGAAGAAUCUUCGGCUGGGAUACGGGUGUUCGAGUUCAGAGCCGGGCGGCGGCGGAGGUUCUGCAUCCACGAUCGUGACGAUGAUGCCGCGCUUAGAUGCGUUGCUCUAUCAAUUACCCUAUAUGGCACAAAUUCGUCGUCAGGGGUCGGAUGGGUGGCACCUCGCCCAGAUUACUAGUAUCUCUAGUAGCGGUACCGAUACUCAGGACGGAAGAUUGGACGACAUGGACGAGGACGAGGCUGAGGCUUUUGUGCCUGGAUUACCACGGCCAAAAAGCGUCAUGAAUGUCGGUCAUCUCGGGUCUACAAUGCCUGCUCCGGAGGAAGAAAAGCUAAUUUUGAGUGACGAUGACAUUGUGGAUGAUUGA